CCAGCUCUUUACAUUCAGCUCGUUAGGAGGGAUGGUCGCAGAAGGCCCGCCUCCUGUCCCGCCUCAGGAAGAGGAAGACGUAAAGCUACGCCGAGCUUUUCUCCUUCCUUUGCAGUGAGACUGGUGGAGGAGUUCUCUUGUUCGCUGAGCAGCCCCCACCCAGAACUAGGGGCGGCUAGAGCCCGUAGCGGCGGACCCCUGGCAAAGGCCCUGAGGCGGGGACACUAACAAGGAGACAACCUCGCUCGACGCCCCUUUCGUGGUCCGCGGGAUGGACCUGAACGGACUCCUUUUGGACGAGGAGGGCGCUUUCUGCCUGAGCGGCUUCCAGGAGUUCACGUUUCUUCCCAGGCACCAGCAGUUGAGUGAUCGGGUACGCAAGCGACUUUACUAUGGCUGGGAUAAAGAAAGUGCCCUUGAUAACCUCUCAAGUCCAGUUGCAGAUAUUGCUGUUGAAUUACUCCAGAAAGCUGCUCCCAGCCCCAUUCGCAGGCUCCAGAAAAAAUACGUAUCUCAUGUCUCCCGGGAGGCUUGCAUCUCCCCCUGUUCCAUGAUGUUGGCCCUGGUUUACAUUGAAAGGCUUCGGCAUCGCAAUCCUGAAUACCUACAGCAGAUCUCUUCUUCUGACCUCUUCUUAAUUUCGAUGAUGGUUGCCAGCAAGUACUUAUAUGAUGAAGGGGAAGAGGAGGAGGUCUUCAAUGAUGAAUGGGGUGCUGCAGGCAAAGUGGAUGUACAGACCAUGAACACACUGGAGAUGAAUUUCCUCAGUGCCAUUGAUUGGAGCCUCUAUACGGAUCCCAAGGAGCUUUUCGAAGUGCUCGGCUGGCUGGAGGGACGUGUGGCUGAGAGGCAGGGCAUCAGACGUGGCUGGUUCACUUACACUGACCUUUGUGUCUUAAUGGAGCAAACUCUGUGGCAGCAGGCAUUGGGUCAGUUCUACCAACAGGUGGCCAAGGUGGCUUGCAUUCUUGGUGUGGUGUAUCUGACAGGUAUUGCUGCUGUCCUUGCUUCUGCUGCAGUGGUGCAUCAUAUGAAGCGGGCCAGUCCUGCUGAGUUUGUGAGCACCAGGGACACUCCAGCUCCAUGUCUGCCUCUCCCCUCUUCAGUUCAGCAUCUGGAUCGCAGCUUAGUCCUACCCAAUAGCUCUCCAUGCGCAGGAGCAGAGAACGAAACCUCUCAAGAAGAGCAGCAGCUAGGAAGCAAUGGUGUAAUGGCUACAGCAUUCUUUCUAUGGGGCAGCGUCCUUAAUGCAUUAUCUUAUCCACCACGAGCCCUCAGUAGUUCCUCCCUUUGCCCCCACUGCAAUCAAUUUACCACCUGCCUGGCAGCCAACCAUACAGUUUGCACCCAAUCUGCUCCACAGUCAGCUCCGUUUGGACUUGCUGCCCGCUGCACACGCUGCUCAUGCUGGGGUUGGCCUCUUGAAGUGUCCCAUAACUGCAAAGACUGGCCUGAACCAUUGGUACUGAAGCAGUGCCCCUCACAGGCUUCCUUGGAGCUUGGAAGGAUCAAAGCAUUUAUGUUUCCUAGCUAGGGCUGGAGGGGAGGGGGCAUAGCUUAGGCUUGGGGCUGGGGUGGGGGGCACUUUGAUGGGAAAUGCUGUGGGUGUCUGAAACAUAGGGCAUGAGGUAAGGGGAGCGGAAAAGGGGGAUGCCCAUCUGUAUCCCCAAAGGAUGCCAGCUUCCCUUACUCAGUAUGACUGAAAGACCUUUCUGCCUUCUAAUUUGGUAGUUGUGCUUCCUAUCAGCAGUGUAAGGCUGGGGUAAUAUGAAGACUGAAACAGUGAGAGCUGAGUCUAUCGGAACCCAUCUUCCACUUCAGCUGAGCCAAGGACUUGCCCUGAAGGCCUAGAUAUAUCUUUUCUCAGUAAGUAAAACUUAGGGUGAGUUCACACACAUUGGGAAUUCUAGCAUCAGGCACCAUGAAUUCCCUCCUAGCUUGGCUCUCCUUGUGGUAAUUUGCCUGGGGUACUAGGAAGUAAUGAUAUGUGGUGACUUGCUUCCAUGGUGCCGAAUACCAGCAAUUCUACAAAUUCAGGCCACCAAGUGAUUACCAUACAAUUAACGUUAAUUUGUGAGGUGCAGGCCAAUAAGAUUGGGCUGCCUACCUAGCUUUCCUUCAUUGACAUGGUAUCUUUUGUUUUCUAAGAGCCAUGCAGGACUAGCCUGGAGUUUUCUUAGCCAUACCACUGAGAAGAAAAUGGUGCCAAUUUGCAGGGGGAGGCUUGAGGUUUGCUUGACUGCCCCCUCUAUUUCUUGGGCCGGGGGUGGUGGAAGGAUGGUAGCUACUUCUUAUGCCCUAUUCCUACCAGCACUUUUUUUGCUGGAGUUUGUCACUAUUUCUUGUAGAUGGAAUCUCUUCUAAUAAAAGAUAACUGUUGACGUGUAA
Molecule: messenger RNA, 2388 nt
Organism: Rhineura floridana
Lineage: Eukaryota; Metazoa; Chordata; Lepidosauria; Squamata; Rhineuridae
Gene: CNPPD1
Product: cyclin Pas1/PHO80 domain containing 1
Exons: 8
Coding region: 272-1534 (420 amino acids)
Biological process (GO): regulation of cyclin-dependent protein serine/threonine kinase activity
Cellular component (GO): nucleus; cyclin-dependent protein kinase holoenzyme complex
Molecular function (GO): cyclin-dependent protein serine/threonine kinase regulator activity; protein kinase binding
Source: RefSeq, a predicted model, not a curated record